AUGGAUUUCGCAUCAUCAACUCCCAGUGGUAAUGCCGCUACCCCCGAAGAACAGCAGCAGGCCCUCGUACAAGGAAUCAACACUGUGGUGGUGCAGAUGCUUCAGGGACAAACCCGCAAGACUUGCUUUGACAAAUGUAUCGCUAAAAGCGGACGCUUCGUUGAUCAGCUUGGGAAGAAUGAGCAGAUAUGCUUGGCUAAAUGCAUGGAUCGCAUGUUUGAGUCCUACUCCAUCGUUACCAAGGCUUCCGCGGAGAUGGCACAGAAUUUGCAGAGUUCUUUGGAUCAGGAUCAGCAAUCCAACUCCUCUAGUUUCUUGUAG
Molecule: messenger RNA, 321 nt
Organism: Perkinsus marinus ATCC 50983
Lineage: Eukaryota; Perkinsozoa; Perkinsida; Perkinsidae
Exons: 3
Coding region: 1-321 (106 amino acids)
Source: RefSeq, a predicted model, not a curated record